Malassezia pachydermatis is the source of this 2544-nucleotide messenger RNA. RefSeq names its product s-adenosyl-l-methionine-dependent methyltransferase. NCBI's taxonomy places the organism in Eukaryota, Fungi, Basidiomycota, Malasseziomycetes, Malasseziales, Malasseziaceae. The coding region runs from base 1 to 2544 and encodes 847 amino acids. Gene Ontology annotation, molecular function: tRNA binding; tRNA (cytidine-N5)-methyltransferase activity. The transcript has 2 exons. The record is from RefSeq and is a predicted model, not a curated record. Gene Ontology annotation, biological process: tRNA methylation. Gene Ontology annotation, cellular component: nucleus; cytoplasm.
AUGGGACGUGGCCGCGCAUACCGACGCGGACGUGGCGGAAAGUCGUCAGGUCGUCAGCAGAGCAGCGGCACGGGCGAGCGCCAUGCUGCCUACACGGCCUUUGAUCAGACCAGCCCGAAAUUCGAAGCGUACUACCAAGAGCAGGGCAUUCUGCCGAGGGAGGAAUGGGAGCCGUUCCUAGCGGCCAUGCGUGCACCGCUUCCCACGACCUUCCGUAUCACCUCGGGCAAGCCGACAGCUCGUCAGCUGCUGGAUGCGAUGCAGAACAUUUACCUGCCCUUCCUCUCAAAUGUGGAAUUUGAGGGCGAGAAGGUGACGCCGCCUCGCCAGUUGGAAUGGUACCCAGAGGGUCUUGGAUGGCACUUGGACGUCCGCAAGAACGUGCUGCGUAAGUCGCCGGAAUUCAAGCGUUUCCAGCAGUUCCUGGUGCAUGAGACAGAAGUCGGCUCCAUUUCGCGGCAGGAGGCUGUAUCUAUGCUUCCGCCCCUGUUCUUGGACGUGCGGCCUGAGCACCUAGUGCUGGACAUGUGUGCGGCGCCGGGCUCCAAGACGGCGCAGCUGAUUGAGGCCAUUCACUCUCCUUUGACGACGGAGCCAGACGCGUUUGACCCUAUGCCUAUGGGUAUUGUCGUGGCCAACGAUUCAGAUACAAAGCGUGCACACAUGCUUGUGCACCAGGCCCAGCGUCUGCCUUCGCCCAACCUGUGUGUGACCAACGUCGACGCGAGCAACAUGGCCAACAUCCAAGUCGCUUGGAAGGGCGAGGCACCGGAGGACAAGAUUCGUCAGCGUGACCUCAAGUACGACCGAAUCUUGGCGGACGUGCCAUGCUCUGGUGACGGUACACUGCGUAAGAACCUGGCGAUCUGGAAGGACUGGACACCGAUGAACGGUGUGGGAUUGCACGCCUUGCAGCUGCGCAUUCUCAUUCGCGGUCUGACAUUGCUACGUCCUGGUGGCCGUCUCGUGUAUUCCACCUGCUCACUCAACCCCAUUGAGAAUGAGGCAGUGGUGGCAGCGGCGAUUCGUCACUUUAAGGGCGAUGUAGAGAUUGUCGAUGCCUCGGACAUGCUACCCUCCCUCAAGCGCCGCCCAGGUAUGACGUCCUGGAAGGUGUCGCCAGGCCGUGGAGCCCACCUGGCUAAGGCUACCGAGGCCACAGCCGAUUCCGAGACAGCAGCAGCAGAAGAAACCACGGACACCAAGCGCCCUGUGAUUCCAUGGGUCGAGUCGUGGGACGCAUUGCAGACGCUCGAUGCCGAUUUGGCAUCACGCACGCCUACCAGCCUUUGGCCGCAUGGCGACGAGGAGGCCAUGCACAUUGAGCGCUGCAUCCGUGUAUACCCGCACAUGCAGAACACGGGUGGCUUUUUCGUGACCGUGCUCUCGAAGAAGAGCACGACGCCGGAAGAGUCGCAGUCGCUCGCGCCAGGUAUGGUCCGUGCGAUGGAGGCCAUGGCGGCUGGUGCCAGCGAUGCUUCGUCGGCCAGUGGCAAGCGCCCCGCCGAAGACGAGGGUGAGCAAGAAGCGAAGCGUGUCAAGGCAGUGGAAGAAAAGGCACCAGCGACGGACGCGCAGCCUGAGACUGAGGCAGAAACGCCGAGCGUUGUGCCGGUGGACAAGCACCGGGCGGACCGUGAAGCAAAGCGCCGUGGUCACCACAAGGAAGGCGUAGCCAUUGGCGCUGGUGGUAUGCCGUACCGUGAAGAUCCGUUUGCGUACGUCAACCCCACCAACGCGGAGGUGCAAUCGUGCGUUGAAUGGUUCGGCUUGCACAACUUCCCCACUGCCAACCUGCUGGUACGCAACCCUGAACAGGUGCCGCUGCGUAGCGUGUACCUGACAUCCAGCUCGGUACGUGCCAUUGUUUCGGGUGGUGGCCCAGGUAUGGGUGUGCACCCGACCAUGAACCCACUCAAGAUUCGUCUGCUCAACUGCGGUGUCAAAGUGUUUGGUCGUCAAGAAUCGGUCAGCAAGGCGACGCAAGCGCCGAAUGCGAUGGAUGUCAAUGCAGAUGCACAGGCUCGCCGUGAGAAUGUAUCGGCAUCCUUGACAUGCCGCUGGCGUGUAGUGAGUGACUCGCUGCACUCGAUGCGCCCGUACCUCAGUGACAAGGUGGUGAUUCGAGCGACUCUGUCAGACUUGGCCUUCUUUAUCAAGGAGUACUACCCUGUGCUGGAGAACAUUCCCGGCGAGGUGGGUGAGCGCCUUCGCGCGUCGGCUAUGGGCAGCUAUGUCCUGGAUAUCCAGCCAAGUGAACACGAUGGUCAUAAGCUGACAGUGGGCUUGUGCUAUCCUGUCUGGCGCUCCAUUGCAUCGGCUAACCUCAUGCUGGACAAGCAGGAAAAGAGUGCCCUAUCCUACCGCUUGUUCGAUACAGACUUGUCCGAUCCGGAGGGCCAGCGCCAGUUCUCAGCGUACCCGCAGGGCCGCAAGAAACAGCAGCAGCAGCAGCAAGAGCCAGAACCAGAGCCAGCCACGACAGAGGAGAGAGUCAACGAGGCGCCCUCCACAGAAGAUGUGCCAGCGCCAUCAGCAGAAUAA